AGGAGCGGGAGGACCGGGAGGACCAGCAGGAGGAGGAAGAUGCAACUGAGCCGCUGCUGCUUCGUGUUCCUGGUGCAGGGGACCAUCUACCUGGUCAUCUGCGGCCCCGAAGACCCCACCCGUGAGGCGGAUCGGGGAGGCCCCGAACAGGGCGACUCCGAGAGCCGGGCCCGCCCCUCCCGGGUGCAGAGGAAACGGGGUCACCUCCCGGGCCGGGCCCGCCCGGCGCCCAACGCCACCCUCCUGGAGCCGCUGGCCGCCUCGCCCGAGCUGUGGGGAGCCCCGGGGGACCCCCACGCCCGGGCCCCCCGCGGCGCCCCGGCCCCGCCGGCCCGGCUCAGGAGGACCUUGGGCUGGGGCGACUUCUACUCCAACAUCAAGACGGUCACGUUGAACCUGCUGGUCACCGGGAAGGUGGUGGACCACGGCAACGGGACCUUCAGCGUGCUCUUCCGGCACAACUCCUCGGGCCAGGGCAACGUGUCCGUCAGCCUGGUGCCCCCCGGCAAGGCCCUCGAGUUCCACCAGGAGCGGCAGAUCUUCAUCGAGGCCAAGGCCUCCAAGAUCUUCAACUGCCGGGUGGAGUCGGAGCGGGUGGCCCGGGGCCGGCAGACGCUGCUCUGCACCCACGACCCGGCCAAGACCUGCUCCCGGGAGCACACCCAGAGCUUCGUCACCUGGACCUGCUCCAAGCCCUUCCGGGUCAUCUGCGUCUACGUGGCCUUCUACAGCACGGACUACCGACUGGUGCAGAAGGCCUGCCCCGACUACCACUACCAGGGCCACGGGCCCUAUCACCCCUCCGGCUGACCGACCCGGGACAGACCCCCGCCUCCCCCGGCC
This is a messenger RNA of Ornithorhynchus anatinus (platypus), 843 nucleotides long. RefSeq names its product neurexophilin 3 (gene NXPH3). The coding region runs from base 40 to 810 and encodes 256 amino acids. Gene Ontology annotation, molecular function: signaling receptor binding. The record is from RefSeq and is a predicted model, not a curated record. The transcript is spliced from 2 exons. Lineage: Eukaryota; Metazoa; Chordata; Mammalia; Monotremata; Ornithorhynchidae.